This is a messenger RNA of Actinia tenebrosa (Australian red waratah sea anemone), 955 nucleotides long. RefSeq lists its product as uncharacterized. The record is from RefSeq and is a predicted model, not a curated record. Gene Ontology annotation, molecular function: protein kinase activity; ATP binding. Gene Ontology annotation, biological process: protein phosphorylation. NCBI's taxonomy places the organism in Eukaryota, Metazoa, Cnidaria, Anthozoa, Actiniaria, Actiniidae.
AUUGAGGAAUUAAGGACCAAAACUGAAAAUAUUCAAAAAAUUAAAUCAAUUGGAAGACAUUUUAGAGCAUUGAGUAACCAAUUAGUUCGAAGAAUCAAUUCAAAUCAGCUUAAGCUUGUUAUAGAUCAAAAGGGCUGUGCAGUUGUUCUGGGUAAGGGCAAGUUUGGUAUUUGUAAGCUAACACAGUUUAAUGCAUCUGGAUCAAAGUGUUAUGUCGCUGUUAAAGAAUAUGUUAAUAACACUGUUGAGAUAAAAGAUAUACUGUACGAAGUGCAGAUUGUACAGCAAUUAUCACAUAAAUGCUUCCCAUUUGUCUUUGGAGUUUGCAYUGAAAAUACCCUAAAAAUARUGUUUGAGCUUUGCUCUGAACCAGAUGUUCUCAAAUUGCCAGUGACAAUUCAGUCUGUCUUAACCACCUCAAAUUUAAGUGAGGAAAUGCACCAGUGGUAUGCAAUAUUAGCUAGCUGUGCAGACGCACUUCAUUAUUUGACUGUUCAUUUAGUAGUUCACGAUGAUUUGAAAGCUGAUAAUAUAGUACUUACAAUGUGCAAUGAUGCAUUCAUACCCAAGAUAGUUGAUUUUAAUAAGGCCAGAUAUCAAAGAUUGUGUUCUCAAAUCCUUGCCCAUGAAGACAAGUGUAUUUAUCUUCAACGUUAUCCUCACAUUGCRCCAGAGGUGAUCAAUGGCCUUGCAAAGAAAUCACCCCGAAGUGAUUUGCAUAGUUUUGGUUUCCUAAUAAGGCAGGUUCAGAAAGUACAUAACUCUGAAUUUCUAUCUGAUAUUUCUCUUGCAUGCAUGAGAAGAAACCCACUUGAUAGACSAACUGCAGAGAAGCUAUGCCAGCACUUAAAUUCUGUAAUAUAAAGCAUUUGCCUUGGUAGAUUGGCUGAAAAGUUACAAACUACCAAAUAGGUUUUCAUGUGCUGUUGAGGCUGGACUGGCCAAUAAUUUUCUC